This is a messenger RNA of Aspergillus pseudonomiae, 1457 nucleotides long. RefSeq lists its product as uncharacterized. The record is from RefSeq and is a predicted model, not a curated record. The coding region runs from base 641 to 907 and encodes 88 amino acids. The transcript has 2 exons. Lineage: Eukaryota; Fungi; Ascomycota; Eurotiomycetes; Eurotiales; Aspergillaceae.
UUUUUUCUCGUUUCAGUCUACGGAGUAUCCGUACUCUACGACUUGCUUACCUGGUCUGAGCGUAUAGGUGCUAUGAUGCCCGGCGAUUUUCUCAUGCAGACAUGAAAACCCGAUCGUAUGGAACGAGUCCAUACAUACACACAGAAGCACAAAAUGUAGCCACUCUCCGGAUUCACCGUCCGAUCUCAGCUGGUACCCUCCUUCGCGCUGGAGUUUAGGGCGUUAGCAGCAUGCAUGUGUCCAGAAUCGUCGCAAAAAGUGGAGCCUGGCAGUUGAGAGUUGAUGGAUGGAUUGACCCAGAAACAUGUCAGUCCCAGUUAUUUUACGCAGUACAGCAGGUAAUCUAUCAGUACAAUACAUACUUCCAGCACGCGCAACGACAAUCCAGCAGAAGACCCUUUUCAGGGCCUUGAUCCGAAGCGCCAAAAGACACAGUGUGGCUGAGGCGGACCUGAUUUGGGAAGUUUCGAAUGGUUCCCACGUCCGUCAGACGAUUGGAACUCGCAUCUAGUUUCCACCCAAGUCUUGGCUGGAAAGUCUGUUCUUUUAGUUUGUGAUUAGUUUCGAUUCAGUGCUAUUAUUUAUAUUGUAUUUAUUUUCAGUCCAGUAUACAUUGUCAAGUGUGUCAAAGAUCAAGUGGAUGGGUCCAAUAGAAGUGUCAAUGUGUGUGACUGUACAAUACUCAAUGUAUGUAUGCAUGUAUGCAUGGAUGUAUGAUUUAAAUUCUAUCAAGAGAGGAAAUAUGUCCGGAUGUGGCCUGCUUCCCAACGCCGGAAACGUCACACAGAUACGACAGCCGACAUGCUCUAGGAUUGAAUUUGAAAGACAUUGUAGAGACUACUGUUGUAACCUUUGGGCGCCAAAUAAGCCAUCCAGAUUUGGGCUGUCGCUACCACCCUCUUGGUAGAAGUUGCAGAUUGUACCGAAGUCGGGUAUGGUGCAAUGUAUGAAUUCAUGUAUGCUGUAGGUAUCCUGUACAUACAUACCGACAGAUGUACUCCGUCCAUACGAGGUAAGGACUGAAUGUGGUAAAGAAAACAUACCAAUCGCAGGAGGGUUGGCUAAGCCCCAAUGCAGACCCACUUUUUGGGUGAAAUGCAUCUUUGUUCAGAUCUGACUAAGGAUGUCCUGUUUCAGCUGUCCCUUUGAACAUUCCGCUGAACGAAACUCGGCAUUUCCCACCGAGGACCACCCCACUUCCAUCUUGGUGUGUGAAGAUCAUCCGAUACUCGUUUUGGUGAACAGUCUCCGCCACCGGUGGAUACAAGUUAGUCGCUUAUGCUCAGCUGGGAUGUGCAUUUCCAAGUAUAGCCCUUCUGCUGAAAUUCAAACUUAAUAGUACAUCCGAAGGCAAGCGUUGUGAAUGACGCAAAGCCUUGAGAGUCAUACAGACGAUAAGCGAACGAAAUAAUAAGAAUUUAGGAAAAAUAAAAAAGUAAAAAAAAAAAAAGUAAAAA